Molecule: messenger RNA, 9615 nt
Organism: Rattus norvegicus (Norway rat)
Lineage: Eukaryota; Metazoa; Chordata; Mammalia; Rodentia; Muridae
Product: KIAA0825 homolog
Source: RefSeq, a predicted model, not a curated record
CCGGAAGCAGUUUACUACUUCCGGGUGGUUGUCAGUGACGCUCUCGAGCGGUCGUCAGGGUUCUCUGAGCUGUGGACUGCUGGAUUCUAGCCAGCGCGUGAGGCCCUUGCAGGAUCCGCGCCACAGAGAGAAACUGAAUGGAUCCAUUACAGGAAUAUCCCCAUAAUUCAUUUGACCUGCAAUGUCUGUUAAAUUCAUUUCCUGGAGAUUUGGAGUUUAAGCAGAUCUUCAGUGACAUUGGGGAUCAGAUCGAGCAAAAUGCUACAAGUAUAGAACAUUGCACUGAAAAAAUCCAUUCUGAAGUGAACAAGCUCUGUCCUGAUGUACAGCUGCAAACAACAAGUGACUACUUCAAAUGGCUAAAUAGCUAUAAUUAUAGUUUAUCUAAGUCACCAUCCAUUCCCCAUGGAGAUUUGACAAACUUCCUCAAAACAAUGCAAGAUUUAUUGAAUAAUGAAGAAAACCAUGAAGAAAUGAUCCUGGAUUUACUCUGGGACCUCUCCUGUCAAAGCAGCAUCUCAUUCCUGUCCUCCCUGGGUGGGACAACUUUCUGUCACUUCUCCAGGACUUCUAUACAUUCUGUGGAAGAUUUCUCCUCUGUGGAUGUCAAGUCUAUUUGGGAUGAUGUAAGACUACGUCUUCGACGAUUCUUAGUGAACAGGUUAGAAAGAUAUAAUGAGAUAAACAAUUCACAACACAAAAUUGAACUGAAAACUCAAUGUAUGAAGCAAUUUCUCCUGCUGUACUCAGAGUCAGAAGUGCUUGUGAAAUACAGAAGUGUGCAGAAGAGACUGCUGGACACGUUUCUGCAGGACUCCUUUCCUGCCUGCAGCAGGGAACCAGAUUUAGACAGAAUUGCACGUGGAUACCAAAGUGCAAUGCUCACCGUGUAUUCAAUGAUAAAAGAGGAUUUUAACAUAUUAUGUGAAAUCUUAGCUCCAUCGUCAGUGGUGCGAUUCAUUAAUGAAACUUACCUGGGUACAGUUACAGAAGAAAUGACACAAAUUCUUGAAAAUUUUUGUGAGUUGCAGUUCAGAGAAAAUGCUGAUCCUGCAGGUAAAGCAAGCAAGAGCUGCAGCAAGCACAGAGGAGCAGAGCACGCUUCGGAUCAAGAAAUAAAAUAUGAAUAUAUGAAAAUCUACCAGAAGUUAUGCAGACAAGCAGUUGGAGAAUGCUGGAAAGAAAAUAAUUCAACAGUCAGUCCUGCAUUCUCACAGAAGGAGAGACACCCUUCUCUAUCCUUGGAAGAACUUAAAUUCUUAUCACAGCUAACGGAAUCCUUUGUGAAGCUGGAAAACAACAUGCAGGAGCUGUUUGAAGAAACACUUUCAUUGCUUCAGAUGCUCAGGAGUUGUCCAGGAAUAUUGGAGAAACCUAAUAAGGCAGUCAUGGCAGAAAUGCAUAUAGCAAAGGAAAACAAUCCUCCACCAGAGCCAUCAUUACCAGUAAAAGAGGCUACUUUACUAGAGUUUGGCUGGAGAAAUUCAUUUAAACAAGUAUCUCUUGCCAUAGCACACUGCAUAUCAGCCGCCAUUGAAGGUUUUGUCACAAAAGUUCUCCAACAGGAACAAACUGAAAGGACUUCAGCUGCAAGCUACACUAUGAAUCUUAUAAAUGUCCCACAACAUUGGCCAGAAGGUCACAUAUUUCCAGAGGAGGAACAACCAAAGAGAGUCGCCAAGUUUUGUUCUGACAUUAUGGAAAAGCUUGAUACAAUGCUUCCACUGGCCCUGGCAUGCCGAGAUGAUUCUCCUCAGGAAAUUAGAGGGAACCUGGUGGAGGCCUGCUGUAAAGUGGCAACAGCUGUCCUGGAAAGACUGCGGGAGAGAGGCACGGAGGUUCCUUCCAGAGCACCUCUGAAGAACCUGCACAUCAUCCUGUCCUCGGCAGUGUAUAUCUCACAGUGGUUCAUGCACUACGAUAAUCUGAUGAAAGAGACAGCUAAGAAACCCAUAUUCCUGGUGCCUGUCCAGCGAUAUCAGGAAUUCAUCAGCACUGUACAGUUUCAGCUUACGGACUACUGCAUCAGAGUUUGUGCUACGAGCAUUUUACAGGAUGCCGAGAGCCACCACUGGGAGGACUACAAAGCUUUUUAUGAGGGGGAAAGAUGUUCCUUCGCCAUCCAGAUGUGGCAUUACUUCAGCUGGGCUCUGCAUCACGAUCUCUGGACCAUAUUGCCCCCUAAGCUGGCCCAGGAGAUUCUAGCCGAGCUGCUGGAGAAAUCCUUGGGUCUACUUGCCUCCAGAUAUGCUCGGGCCCACCCCAGUCCUAGGAGAACUGCACAGAUAAGACUUGAUAUCACAGCAAUCUUAAUAUGUACUGAGAAAAUGUUGUGGUCAGUUUGUACCUCUGAACAGGAAAUUUUGAAUCCUCAUAAGUAUAACCACCAUAAAAUUUUUAAAAUCCAUAUUCAUUGCAACAAUCUCUUCACAACAUUAGCAAUUUUGACAUCACCAUUAACAGAAUUAUAUAAGACUUUUCAGGAUGGUAGGGACGAGUCAGCUUCAAAUGCCUUCACGCCAUUGUUUAAUCAGCCAUUACACUGGAUUUCAUGCCUAUCACAGUUCCAUCCUUCUCUCCUCAGGCCUCCAUCAGCGAGAGAACUGACAGCCCAGGGUCAGUUGAAACUGCUCUUAUCCCAGCCAUGCUGUAAGGGGAACCUGCUUCUGGAGACCUUACUACAUGGUGAUGGCCUCAUAGCGAGAAUCCUGUUGAAAAGUGCAAAACAAGCUGCUGGCAUGGAGAGUAAGCAGAGUGCAGGCUGCAGUGUGGUGGGCACCAUCUUUGAAGUUCUGUAUUGGUGUCACUUAUCCCCACAGACAUUUGGAAAUGUAUUUACGAGCCACAUGGAAGAAGAACAACUCUGGGACUUUUUGUGCAACAUUCCAGUCUCGGCAUUCACAGAGUCACAGCCAGAAGUUAUCCGCUGUCUGAGACUGGCACUGAUUGACUCCGUCAAGGACACUGUGCAACAAAUAAUAUCCAUGGUGAAAUGUUGGAGAAACAGCGAGACAAAGCUAAACAAGCCCCCUGUUCCUGAUCAUCUGCUUCAGAGUAUUCCACGAGAAUGGAAUUAUAUUCCAAGAGAUUCCACAUGGAAAGAGUCAAAUAAAGGCUUCACCAGGCUUGCCGCGCAGGCAGUGUCUAUUGUCCUCAGCAAGUUACCUACGGUGAUUGCAUGCUUGCCUCCUACAAUUAAAUACUUCUUUUUUCUGUCUGAGAGAAAAAUGUCAAAAAACGUGGCUGAAUUGAAGAAAGCUGGCCUGCUUGUCUGGAACUUGAUUGUAAUUAUAUGUCGGAUAUUUGAGGAUGGGAACACCGUGGAACGUUUAACAGGUUCCUCCCUUGACAGAUGGAGCAAGGAGAAACUGGGUUUAAUUUGCUUGUGUUUGGAAAGUAUCCUGGGAGAGCAAAGCAGUCCUAGUCAGCUGACCCAAAAGGUCAUCCUGCAUAUCGAGCAGCAAAGUCCCAACUGGAUAGAGCACCAGCUUCUGAAAGCACGGACACUGAACAUCGAAUGUGCAUCCAUGCCGGUGGAGGGAAGCUCUGGCUCAGAAGGAGACGCUGUUCUUGAACUGACUGAGCAGAAAACAAACGCGAUGGUCCUGGAUCUCUGCCACAAACCAGGUGGCAGCAAGUACCUGCAGCAAAUUUAUCACAUCAUGCAACUCAAUGAGGAAUAUUUAAAAGAGCAACUGUUGGCUAUGAAUGGUUCAGAAGAAAAGCCAUUCCCCAUCCAACCUUUGAAGGAGGCCUUGAGAAAUGGUGAAUAUCAGCCUCCUGCUUUUGACCCUUUCCACGUGCACAAGGUGUUCAGUGAAAGCAUGCUGGAUCAGGCAGCCACGGCGACAUGGUACUGGGACUGGUCAAACUUGCUGCCAAAUUACUUAGGACUGGAUAAGAUGACCUUCGGCCCACUACUCAAAAACAGGUCUGAGGAGGGGAGUGAAGAUUUGGCAUGAUAAUGGAGGUUUUUCAAGAUAGCAAGCUGCUCAGGGCAGCCGGGGAUCUUCCCAGAGGACUCAAUAGACAAAGAAGAUGGGUGCAGGAAGUCCAUGCAUGUUUCUAAAUUAUAUUUAUGGCUAUUUUAUUCACUACAUGUAUUUAAUUUUGUUUAGUAAUGUAAAUUUUUCUUAUAUUAGAUCGCCUUCACUGUCUCCCAUAAUCAGUGUCUUUUAUCUUUAGCUAUUCAUUUUUAUUUUGUUUUCUCAAUUUUGUUAAACCUUCAUCUAUUCUAAUUUUCACUGCUUCAAACUUAACAAAAUAAUUUUAAUGAAUAUGUAGGUAAGAUAAAAGAUUUCUAUUUCUUAGUGUUAGAAACAGAAGACAAAAUUACGUUUUGAUAAUUUUUGCAUUACCCCUGAAAGUUGCAUAUUAUUUCUUAGACCUUCCUGCAAAUCUGUGUCUAAAAGAUCUCAAAAUAACAAAAUAUUCUUUAACAUUUAAACUAUUUCUUUAUAUUGUGAUGUCUAGUCAUGUUUGAAAUGUAUUUUCCUUUCAAUACUUCUACAUAGAAAGAUUGUUGUUUAAUAAUAUCUUAAUUCAAAGUUAUUUCUUCAAUUUAGUAUUUGUGAGUUUGUUCUUACAGUUAAGUUUUCUGGCCUUCAUUGCAAUGUUUACUGUGCUGCGUGGCAUGCAUUUGGAGCAAAUGAACGCUGUUGGACUAAAUGCCACUAUCUUACUCAAAAUAUAUUUUUAAUGUGAAUUCAAUUCAUCAAGCCAUCUAGCAGAACCUGAAAUAUUGGCAAAUACUACAGCAAUAAAGGAUUGUGUUACUUUAUUUUUCUUAGAAUUUCUUUUGAAAAAUAAUGGACGCUAAUUUUUUUAAUCAGGCUGCUUUCUCAAGUAAGGUUCUUUUAAACAUUGACAAAAUGAUGAAUCUUUUCAAUUUGUAUGAUUUACAUGGAAAAAGUAGAAUAAUAUUUAAAGAUUAAUGCCCAUGCUUGUUUCAGUUUUAGCCUAUAUAUACCAUCAAAUGAAUUUUUAUCCUAAAAGCCGUGCUUAUACAUCUAAUGUAAGACAUCUGAGGACUUUACAGCUAACAUUUUUAUAUUUUCCGGAACCUAGAACUCAUUUUGUUUUUGUUGUUGAAUUUGAAGCUGAGUUCCCUCUUUUGUUCAGAUUUUUCUCCAACUCUUGGUCUCAAGUGGCUCCUGGGUCUAUGGAAAACAGACAUUUCUCAUCAUGCCUAGUUUUAAUAUGUUACUUAUAAAGAAAAUCAGUUGGUUCAAUUAUGACAAAUAAAAUGUACUUAAAUGUAAAUAAUAAAUGUAUGCUUAAUAGUUUUUGUAGUGACAAUUAAACUUUGUUCAGUUGGAAAGAAUCAGAAAUAAAAUAUUAUUGUACAUGUGGAUUAUCAGGACCUGUGAGAUUGCUCAGUUGGUAAAGUGCUUAUUAUGACAGCCAAAGACCUGAGGUUAUUUGAUCUAGUGCAACCUCAUAAAAUGUUGAGCACGGUGGCAUAUGUCUGAACUUGGUGUUGGAGAAGUUCUGACAGACAGAUUGGAUCAUCUUUGGAGUUCUUUGGUCAGCCAGUCUAGCCUAAUCCUUGAGCACCAAGUCCCAAUGAGAUAUCCCAUGAUGCCCACGAAAGUGUAACACAACAAAACCUCAAAACACAAGUGUACACAAAUGCAGCUCAUAAAUACAUACAUACACAGAGAAGGGGGGAGGGGGAUGAAAAAGAAAGAAAAGAAAGAAGAGAAAGAAAAUCAUUUAGAAAACACAAGUUCUUUUCUUAAAAGAAAUUUUAUUAGAUGCCUUACCUUAUAGCCAAAAUAAUACAGAUUUAUGAAGGCAAAUACUUGAAAUGAUAUUUGAAAAUAGGGAAUCAACACUGUAUUUGGCUUUGUUACUGCAAAGUGUGCUACCUGACCAAGACUCAGCAUAACUGAAAGUCCCGAUGUAAAACACAAGUAAUUUUCUUAUGCUUAGCAAAGAUUUAAUGAAGUCUUGACUUCUCAACAUGGACAACAAAAGUGCCUGUAGAGAAUGUGACAAAAAGAUAGAAAUGAAUUUUUGAAUUUUCUUUCCCUUCUUUUCAUGCUCAAUUGGCUACAGAACAAGAAUAAAAAUCCAAAGGAAAUAUUUCUGACCUCUGUAUAAAGUAAUAUUCAAGUCCUAUGCUGUCCUGGAAAUAUAAAUAAAGGCAGAACAUGUAGGACAAGCCUCAGUGUGACCACAUUAAUAAUUUGCCAAACAACUGAAGAGUGCAUAAAGGGAUACACCCUGCAAUUCAGCCGCUUCUUCCCCUUACUACCACUUACUGAGCCUUAACAUGUAACAGUAAAACACUGUUACGUCAUCUAAAGCAGUCUCAGUGGAAGGCUCUGUGUAGUAUUCCUUAAGUGUGAGAACUAUAGGUACCCUCAGAUGCAAGUGUUCAGCUUCUGCUUGGAACACUUAGCAUAUUUCUUUUUUCCCUAUGGUUUGAAAUGUGUGGGAACAUGUGAUGAGGGUCCUUUUAUAUUCAAAAUGGGUCAGCUUGUGUCGAGAAAGUGUCUUAUUGUCAUGAUGUCACCACAUCUCAAGAUUUGUGACCUUUUGCACCAUAUGGAUUCAUGGUAGCCCACAACUUAGUUUGCAGGCCAGAGUGCUUUUGUACCCCCGCUAGGGGGAAUCAAAGGCUUUUGGACUGGAAUUUCAAGUACUGAUAGAUUUGGAAAAACAAAAGUAAUUUUUAUAUAUCCUAAGGACCGCCAGAUGUCGCAAAGGCAUCAUUGAUGAAGCGCCGGUUUUCUCCAAAAUGUGGCUCUUAUAUAAGGAAUACUAUCAUUGUGUUUGAGAGUUGCAGAGGCCAUAACAGGUCAGUGAAAUGUCCUUCAAUCAUCUGAUUUUUACAUUCAAGAAUGGGCCAAGACGAAAAGACAACCACAUAUCUGACAUUGACAUUACUACCAUUUAGACAACCAAUUCAGUUGCCUCGGUCAGUAGGAUCAGCGGGGCCUUUAUUGCUUUGAAAAAUCACAAAGAUGAUAUAGUUUUUCUUUUUCUUUAAUAGUGAAGAUUUGGAGCCACAGCCUACCUUUGCUUUAGCUGUAAUGGGACCUGCUCAGUGGAGGCAUGAGAAAACUUUUGAAGCACUCCCUCCCCCAUGAGUGUAAAGCAUUUUAUGAGAUGUACAAAAUUAUAAUAAUGAAAGAAGUGGUGCUGAGUGAAUUCUGCUGAGCCAAAGUGUACGCAUAAAUUGGCAGUUUAACAAGUAGAACUUGGAAGCAAGCAUUUGAUGAUUGAUUUUUUAUUGAGACAGAACAAGCAUGAUAGUGAGUAAAGUGAUUUUCCUUAUUGAGAGAAAAAUAUAGUGUUUUUCAACAUGUCUCUAGGAUGAAUGGAAGUCUUGUCAAAAAAAAUGGAGCAACACAUAAUAUCUUUUAAAAGGUGAAUUAACAUAAGUAUAUCACUUAUUCUAUGGAGCAAAUUUUAUACUUGUCAGUUUUAUUCAUAAUGCCAUAAAGUUUAUGUUACAAAGGUAAGAUUACUACCUUUGUUAUGUCCUUUAAAAACUCAGGUAUUAACUGAACUGUAAGUAGAUUAUAAAAUAUAUUCAUGUAUUCAAUGCAGUAAUAAAAAUUAAGUUCAAAAUAUGUAUUUAUGUGUAGAUCUUAGGCAAGUCCCUGGUAAUUUUAAAGUACUUGAAAUACAUUAUUCAACAUGUAACCUGCUGUAUAUUUGUUUAUAAUAGGCUCUGCCUGAGAAUACAAGAACUGUCAAGAUAAAAAUAAGAAGCAUAUAUCAUUCUAACUUAAUUAUAAUCCAUCAAAAAUAUUUCCAUUGUCUAUGUUCCAGGAUGAUAGAGAAACGUUCUUAUAAAGACAAUUGUAAACUAAAGCUAAUUACGAUUUGCCAAAGUUAAUUGAGGUCAUUCAUACAUAGAUUUAUAAUACUAAAAUAACAUAUGUGUACAUAUCAACAUGUAUGCAUGCAUAAUAUCUGAUUCAUAGCUAUCUUUUCUGUGGCUCAUUUAUAGCCACAUAUGUGAACAUUUAAAAUAAUAAAUAUGAAUUUGUUUAUAGAAAGUUCUUUUCAAGAUGAUUAUACAUUUUUCUCCUUGUGUUUUCUGACUAUAAUUUUUAAAUCUACUUAGUUGUGGAUAUAUUAUUUCCUUUGUUUUAAAAUGCAUUUAAACCUAAGGGGACAUAAUCAUGCUGGUUUUUGUGGGUUUAAACAGGGGGCAUAAAAAAAAACAAAGCAAAAAACAGGAGGCAUCCUAUGAAUCCGUGGUUCCUGUUACAUUUGACUGUAUAUAGCACGGGUCCAUGCUCUAUGUGAAAGAUUAUCUGUAUUUUAUUUUAAGACUUUAUGUAUAUUUAACCUUUAAUUUGACUAGCAGGCUGUAUGAUUUACAUAAAAAAUAGAUCAGCUCUGCAUUCACAGAAUGCUGUUGGUAUGCCAUAAUCAAUCAUCUCUAAAUGUUAAUGGUGUUAAGGAGCAAUGAGAGCAUAUGUCUUCUAUCUGCAGGCCUGUGGAUUUGUGGAAUUACUUGGGAUGUCUACCUGCAUUAGACCAUGGCCUUUGUCUAUGGUUAAGAACUAGAGUUUUUGAGUGGUAGAUAUCAUUAUAAUGAAGUUGUGGAAUUAGGUAAGUAGAAGUACUUCAGACACAAUCAUUUCCUAAUAGGCACCUUGAUGCCCAUGUCAUUCCUGCGAGAAAAGUAUAAUAGACGAUACGGCAUAGCGAUGGGAGUGCUGAGAGUUUGUCUCAUUUUCUUUUCACUAUGUUUCAAUAAAAUAUGGCUUUCCUUAGUGUUAUCCUAAUUACACAUGUUCACGGUCCCUCAAUGAAAUAAAAAGUCAACAUGUAAAAGGCAGAGAAGUACGGGGAAAAUUGGAUUUCAAUGGUAAGAAGCCUAGUCUGUAAUAAGGCCAUUUAGCCCCGUCAUCGUAUCGUUAAAAAUGAUGCUAACAAAGAAUAUUUAUUGCUAUGUAAUUGUAGGAUUUAUUUUUAAGUGCAAAUUCUAAUUAUCAAGGAAACUGCAUCCUUUUUAUCUGAGAGAAGGAUAUACUAAAUCAUAGCAGAUUUGGUUAUUGGAACUAUAAUAUUGUUACCUUGCUUGAAACACAUGGUCUCUCCUGAUAUACAAGGAAAAAAACUGAAUCUAUUUCAAUAAAUUAAUAGGGAUGAGAAUCCAAUCUAUCCUUCUUUUCAGAGGUUCACAUACAUUGUAAUGAGAUGCAUUAGGAGUUUUCUUCACUUGAAAUCCAAAUGAGACCCAUUUUGGCUCACACCCUUGACAGUCUCUUUUAUAUGCGUUGCUGUCUCCUGUUCUUGUGUGGGCCUGGUAAAAUGCUUCCUUUGUGAGAUGCACAGAGACAAUAUAAUGCCACGAAAGACGAAGGUGUCAAAACACAAAGUUAGAGGCAAUCUAAUCAAUGCCUCCUGAUUUAGCCUUUGAAGGCUCUCUUCAUUAAAACCCUUUAAAGCUGAGGCUUAUCUUGAGGUAGAGCUGUUACUUAAUAUUUUUCAGUGUCAUUCUUUGGACAGUCAUUUGUACCUUUUAAAUGUAUUUUCACUAUUCAUUGUUUAGUAAAUUGGAUGUCUUGUUAGCACGGCGGUGGUAUGAAUGACUUGCAUCAAAAUGAUUGAAGGUAAUACUGUACAAAUUCUUGGUAAAAUUUU